Messenger RNA from Phlebotomus argentipes, 1588 nucleotides. Its product is annotated as probable cytochrome P450 305a1. The record is from RefSeq and is a predicted model, not a curated record. Gene Ontology annotation, molecular function: heme binding; iron ion binding; oxidoreductase activity, acting on paired donors, with incorporation or reduction of molecular oxygen, reduced flavin or flavoprotein as one donor, and incorporation of one atom of oxygen. The transcript is spliced from 2 exons. Gene Ontology annotation, biological process: xenobiotic metabolic process. Gene Ontology annotation, cellular component: intracellular membrane-bounded organelle; cytoplasm. Bases 35 to 1513 code for a protein of 492 amino acids. Lineage: Eukaryota; Metazoa; Arthropoda; Insecta; Diptera; Psychodidae.
UGCUGAGUGUUGAUGAGCUUGGAACAUUUUUGUGAUGAAUUCCACUUUUCUGUAUCUCUCUAUUUUGUUGCUUGUUACUUUAUUUUAUUGGACGCAAAAGAGGCCUAAGAAUUUUCCACCAGGCCCUCAAUGGUUUCCGUGCGUUGGAAAUAGUGUUCAAUUGAGAAAAGCGGCGCAGAAGCUGAAAGGAGCUCACAAUGUUUACCAAAAGUGGUCGAAAGAACUCAACAGUCCUGACGUUAUUGGAUUUCGCUUAGGACAGAAAUAUUUCAUUGUCGCUAUCUCGCAAAAGGCUAUCAAAGAGGUUCAUACAAGAGCUGUCUUUGAGGGACGUCCAAGAAAUUUCUUCACCAGCCUAAGAACAUUCAAUACCUACGCAGGUAUUAUGAUUGCAGACGGAGAUCUUUGGCGGGAACAUCGCUAUUUCACCUUGAAGCGUCUCAAAUGUGUUGGAUUCAAUGACAAUCCAAUGCAGCAGAAGAUCGAGAUGGAGCUGCAAAAUUUCAAGCAACUCAUUGACAAACGGAUGCAGGAAAAUGGCUCGAUGUGGCCAGGCGACUUUCUCGUCGUUUUCGUCAUGAAUAUCCUCUGGACAUUUGCAGCAGGCAGUGAAUAUCCUAUUGAAAGUUCUAGGCAAUUAUUUCAACUUCUGAAUGAACGAACAAAGGCAUUUGAUUUCUCAGGAGGACUUUUAUCAGAUUUGCCUUGGCUGAGAUUUAUUGCUCCUGAAUUUACUGGAUACAAUUUGAUGGUUCGGUUUAAUAAGGAAAUUCGAUCAUUUCUCCAGAAAAUAAUCGAUGAUCAUCACAGGAACUACAGUGAAGAUAAGGCAAACGAUGAUCUCAUUUAUGCCUUUAUUUACGAGAUGAGAAAAGGGAUUUCGAGCUUCACAGACACUCAACUGAUGCUCAUAAUGUUAGAUCUCUUCCUUGGAGGAUCUCAUACAACAAGUGUGACUUUAGAUCUUGCAUUAAUGACAUUGGUACUUUACGAGGACAUUCAGAAGCAAAUCUAUGAAGAAGUGAAACAAGUUCCAGAGGUGUGCCUAAAGAUCAGUAAUCACCUACAGUUCCCUUUUACUGAAGCUUAUCUCUUGGAAAUCGCGAGAUUUUAUAGCAUUGUGCCACUCAGCGGCCCAAGACGAGUUCUCAAAGACUCGGACUUGUGUGGAUUCACCAUUCCGAAGGACACCACAGUUCUCAUUGGCCUGCAAUCUGUGCACAUGGACGAGAAAUUGUGGGGCGAUCCUGAAGUCUUCAGACCUUCGCGAUUCCUCGACGAGUCCGGAAAGAAGCUCUGCAACACUGAAAAUGUUAUGCAAUUCGGCGAAGGCAGAAGACUUUGCCUUGGAAUUUCCUUAGCCAAAGCCUUCCUCUUCAGCUUCUUCACAGGAAUUGUUCGUAAUUACAAAUUAUCCCAGAUUAAAGGUGGAAAAGCUCCGGACGAAACUUUAAUUCCAGGCAUCUUUAAAACAGUCAAGACAUACGAUAUAACCUUUACGAAACGUGUGUAAUGAGCUGGUUGCUUGUUCUGCAAACUGGGUUGAAGAGUAAACGUUUGUUUUUCGAAUAAAAACGCCAUGGAUUAU